AAUCCAAUCCAACAAGGGAAUGUUUUUUUUUUUUUUUUUGACAGUAGUCUACUACACACAUCGGCCUUGGCCACUACAGUAUCAUAUAUAGGCUGUCGAGGAUGAAGAUAAAUUGGAUGUGAGUGACUUGAGCUGCUGUCACGACUCAUAAACGUCUCUUGAGUGACUCUGAAAUUGCUGAUUUAAUGAAGUAAGGUGCAGAGAAAAUUGAGAGAGAUGUGUGUAAUUAUGCGUGGGGUAAACACCCUCCCAUGAUGCAUCUUUAUAAUUAUCCUCAUCAUAUUCAGCAUCAGCAUAGCUGUGGUCACUAUCCAUUGGCAACUAUAGAAGGCAGCAAGAGCUCUCUGAACUGCACCAUAAAGUGGAUUACAAUGGAGAUGAUCAAACUAGUCAUUUCGUUUCUAUUGCUGACUAACAUCUUCUGUCUGGAUGGAGACAAGUGGACAAGUCAGAUUACAUAUGAGAAGUCAGACUUUAUUAAAGAUAUCUUGACAAAAAUGUCUGGAAAACCACGACCCACUCAGCGAUUUUACAACAAAAAGUCUGCCGCAGGGAGUCUGGCAUCACGUAAACGACACAGAUUUCACACCUUUGUUGGUCUGAUGGGCAAAAGGAGCUGAGGGCGGCCAAGUGCAUUCAACCUGCCUGUCGACAGAUGAUUCAACACCAGGAACCACAAAAUACUGAACGUGUUUUUCAAAGUCACUUUUAGGCUCCAUAUUAUUAAUGAAUAUACACCAUACGUAGACGAUUAAGUAUGUGGUUUGUUAAUUGUGUCAUCAUACUGUCUCUCUGAAUGCAUAUACUGUACUGUAUUAGUCGCACUUGCGGCCCCCAGUGGCUAUCUGAAGACCUGCAGAAUUCACGUGAAAUUAUACAGGACAGUACUUUCGGUAUUCGAUCCACACUGAA
Messenger RNA from Hippocampus comes (tiger tail seahorse), 912 nucleotides. Its product is annotated as protachykinin-like. The record is from RefSeq and is a predicted model, not a curated record. Bases 252 to 620 code for a protein of 122 amino acids. The transcript has 4 exons. Lineage: Eukaryota; Metazoa; Chordata; Actinopteri; Syngnathiformes; Syngnathidae.